AUGUACUGCACCGUAGCCCAGCCCCAAACCCCAAACCCAGACCCAUACAUACCUCAAAUCAGGGCCGCCUCCCGCCAGCUAGCGCGCGAGUGGGGUUUCUUCCGCUCAACGUAUGCAGACACCAGCCUCUCGCCGGCAGCAAUACACUGCCUGAUAGAGAUCGCCGAGAGGGGCGUGGCCACUGAUGCCGACCUACGCCAUGUCCUCCGCCUCGACGAGCACACUCUUGCCCGGACCGUGAGCGAACUCGUAGACGCCGGUCUGGUGGAGCCGGUUCUGGAGGGUGCCGAUGUGGCGAGCCGUCAAGUGACGAGCAGGGGCCGCGCCGUACUGGCUUCCAUCGAUGACAUGGCGACCGGCCAGGUCCAGACUGCCCUGACCGCCGCCGAGACGGUCGACCCGGCCGCGGCAGCCACCAUCGUGAGCGGUCUGCAGCUGUACGCAACGACCCUGUACGCCUUGCGGAUGCGUCAGGAGGCGGCUCAGGCAGCCGCAGCGGCCACGGCGGCAAGCACAGCUGCUGCAACCGCGCAACCUGCACCGCAGCCAGCUGCCGUCACCAUCCACGCCGGCUACCGUCCGGGGCUGCUCGCACGCGCCAUGGACAUGAACACGGCAUUCUUCUCCACACACCACGGCUGGGGCAUGCAGUUCGAGGCCGACCUGUCCGCAUCGCUGGCUGAUUUGUUGAAGCGGCUGGAUCGGCCGCAAAACCAAGCCUGGACCGCGGUCGACUCCCAGACCGGCCGGAUCGUGGGCGUCAUCUUCAUCGACGGUGAGGAUCUGGGCCUGCCGGGCGUCGCGCACCUGCGAUCCUUCAUCGUCGACGACUCUGUCCGCGGCAGCGGGGCCGGGAGGAAACUUCUCGCGGCCGCGAUGGCGUUUGUGGACGAGGUCGGCUUCAAAGAGGUCAGGCUUAACACGAUACGGGAGCUGGGUGCCGCGAGGAGACUGUACAAGACAUUUGGGUUCCUCGAGGCCAGCGAGGUGGAGGUGCACGAGUUUGGCAUAGUUUUUGACAAGAUGCAGUGUGUCUGGAAAAGGCCAGGGUUGCCGUCUACUGACUGA
This is a messenger RNA of Pyricularia grisea, 1068 nucleotides long. RefSeq lists its product as uncharacterized. Bases 1 to 1068 code for a protein of 355 amino acids. The record is from RefSeq and is a predicted model, not a curated record. Gene Ontology annotation, molecular function: N-acetyltransferase activity. The transcript has a single exon. NCBI's taxonomy places the organism in Eukaryota, Fungi, Ascomycota, Sordariomycetes, Magnaporthales, Pyriculariaceae.